Dinoponera quadriceps is the source of this 2071-nucleotide messenger RNA. RefSeq names its product probable G-protein coupled receptor No9. The transcript has 6 exons. Gene Ontology annotation, biological process: adenylate cyclase-activating adrenergic receptor signaling pathway. Gene Ontology annotation, cellular component: membrane. The record is from RefSeq and is a predicted model, not a curated record. Gene Ontology annotation, molecular function: G protein-coupled receptor activity. Bases 1 to 1218 code for a protein of 405 amino acids. NCBI's taxonomy places the organism in Eukaryota, Metazoa, Arthropoda, Insecta, Hymenoptera, Formicidae.
AUGGAGAAUCAAACGGCUGAUUACCAUGGGGACGAUUACCAAUGGAACCAUACGGCAUCGGCGGGCGAAGGAGACGCGAAGACGGAAUAUUAUCUGCCUGAUUGGACCGACCUUGUUCUAGCAGGGUUAUUCACGAUGCUGAUUAUCGUUACUAUAGUUGGCAAUACACUAGUGAUUGCGGCUGUAAUUACCACCAGGCGAUUACGGUCGGUGACUAAUUGUUUCGUCUCUAGCCUAGCAGCGGCGGAUUUACUCGUCGGCCUAGCGGUGAUGCCACCGGCGGUGUUGUUACAGCUUACAGGAGGGACUUGGGAGUUGGGCGAGAUACUGUGCGAUUCUUGGGUCUCCCUCGACAUUCUACUCUGCACGGCCAGUAUUCUCUCGUUAUGCGCCAUAUCUAUAGACAGGUAUCUGGCGGUGACUCAGCCGCUGAUAUACAGCCGCCGUCGCAGGAGUAAAAGACUGGCCGGGCUGAUGAUCGUCGCGGUGUGGAUCAUGGCCGGGGCCAUAACGAGCCCGCCUUUGCUCGGCUGUUUUCCGCGCGCGACCAACCGCGAUAUCAAAAAGUGCACCUACAACAUGGACUCCUCGUACGUGAUAUUCUCGGCGAUGGGCAGCUUCUUCCUGCCGAUGCUGGUGAUGCUGUACGUGUACGGGAGGAUUUCGUGCGUCAUCGCGAGCAGACACAGAAAUCUGGAGACCAACGAAGCGGAGAACGUCCGGACGCGCCGCAAAGUCACGAUCGAACGUAACAAGAGCGUUCGAACGCAACGGACGGAUUGCGUCGAGAGCAGCGUGACGUGCGACAAACCGUCCGAGGAAACCGAGCCGACGAGCAUGUGCAGAAAGUUGGGUACAAUUCGCGGUAAUCAGCAGAGCUGCAUCAACAGGGUCGCCAAGGAGACGAAAACUGCGGGUACCUUGGCGGUGGUCGUCGGCGGUUUCGUCGCGUGUUGGUUGCCGUUUUUCAUUCUGUAUCUGGCGACACCGUUCGUACCCGUGGAGCCCCCGGAUAUCCUCAUGCCCGCUUUGACCUGGCUAGGAUGGAUUAAUUCAGCCAUCAAUCCGUUUAUCUACGCCUUCUAUUCGGCGGACUUCCGACUCGCUUUCUGGCGACUAACGUGUCGGAAAUGUUUCAAGAGUAGGCCGAAUUUGGAUGGCACGAAUCGGAAAUUACCGACUCCGGUUAACUGGAAGAAAGACACUUCGAGGACGUGAAGAUCCCCGCGCAUGAGUUCCGAACUUGCUUAAUUGUGUGGCGGCCGAAAUUAGAAGAGCGACGGCCGACUGCGGUCGAACUUUAUGUUUACUCGCAACCGCGGUGCAUUGUCGAAGAAUGACACGCGCGAGAACUAUGCGCGUCUGUUCCGCUGGUAACCAGUCGAUCGAUUAUCAUUACGUCGUUUUAUACGAUACGUAAAGAUUUCACUACGCACAAUACGUUGGGAUACGUGUAGCUCUACUGGAGGGAAUCGCAUGAAUAAUUAUUCUCUUGGAGCGCAACGAACCACCCGGUUGGUCGUCGUAAUCUCGUUUGAACGUUCGUUAGCAUUUCGUUAACUUUCGCUCGAAUGAACCAAACUUUUGCCGAAGCUUCUUACAAUUUUACAAUUUUACAAUUUUAUUUGAACAGAUUCUGCCGGAGCGGCGUUCACUCAUUUUCAUUGUACCGAACACGCUUCGUUCCGUCGCUUCGCGUACGAAAAGGUGUAUCUACGUAAGCCCUAUUAAGAGGUUCGCCGCAUGUGCUCGAGUCGAAAUUUAGAAUUUACGCUAAGUCUCACAAAAGCUGAUUUGUGUCUCUAAAUAAUGUUCCUUGGGUUACAAGUCCUCCCUUUAAUCUGCCGACGCCUCCUUUUCACUCACAUUUAGCUUUGCUAUCGAUAAUCGAUAUACCAAAUACAAAUUUAAAUCUCUACUAGUAUAUUCUGGACACAUAACUGCUAUCUUUGCCCUUACGACUCCUUGCUUUUCAUCCUCUUUGAGUCUUGAAAUCCUAUAGAAGUGUCAAUGCCGAUAAGAAAUAUAUAUAAUAUAAAGAUACAUGAAAGAAGAAUAUUUGUUAUUUUAU